Molecule: messenger RNA, 2103 nt
Organism: Spizellomyces punctatus DAOM BR117
Lineage: Eukaryota; Fungi; Chytridiomycota; Chytridiomycetes; Spizellomycetales; Spizellomycetaceae
Product: flavocytochrome c
Exons: 7
Coding region: 143-1975 (610 amino acids)
Molecular function (GO): oxidoreductase activity; heme binding; FMN binding
Source: RefSeq, a predicted model, not a curated record
AGCGUUUAACCCUGAAAUUUCCCACGCAAUUGCCUAUAAAAAGGAACGCCUUUGGUAUCCCCCCCCUCCUUCUUCGUGCCCUUUGCAGCCCACCUGGUUUUAUUUUUUUUUCUCAAGUCGCACCUCCUUUCAAUCGUUUAUCAUGGCCUCUCCACAUGUCAUUAUCAUUGGUGGCGGUCUUGCUGGUCUGUCAGCCGCUCACACUGUUUUGGAGCGAGGAGGAAACGUCAUUCUUCUCGACAAGAACUCGUUCUUGGGUGGUAACUCUACAAAGGCUACUUCUGGAAUCAACGGUGCUGGAACGGCCACCCAGAGAAAGCUCAACAUCCCGGACACAUCGGAAAUCUUUUACGAGGACUCUGCAAAGUCUGCUCGUGAUUUGAUUGUUCCUCCACUGACCAAGGUCCUCACAUACCAGUCUGGCUCGGCCGUUGAAUGGAUUCAAGAAAAAUUCCAGGUGGAUCUUUCCUUGGUUGCGCGGUUGGGUGGACACUCUCAACCCCGUACACACCGUGGAAAGGAAAUGUUCCCGGGAAUGACCAUUACAUAUGCCCUCAUGGAGACACUGGAGGACAUUGCAAAUGCUCAACCCAACCGUGCCAAGGUCAUCAAGAAGGCUGAUGUGAAGAAGCUUAUCAGCGAGAACGGCAAGGUGGUUGGUGUGGAGUACGUCCGCGAUGGAAAGACCUACAAAGAGUCUGGUCCCGUCAUUAUUGCAACCGGUGGUUAUGCGGCAGAUUUCACAGAAACAUCACUGCUGAAGAAGUACCGUCCUGAACUCUGGGAUCUCCCAACAACCAACGGUGACCACUGCACUGGUGACGGUAUCAAGAUGACCCUCGCCAUUGGUGGUAACACUCUUCACAUGGAAAAAGUGCAAGUGCACCCUACUGGUCUUGUGGACCCCAACGAACCCGACGCCAAGGUCAAGUUCCUUGCUGCUGAGGCUCUUCGCGGUGUUGGUGGUUUGUUGCUCGAUGCCAACGGACACCGCUUUUGCGAUGAGCUCGGUCACCGUGAUUACGUGACUGGUAUGAUGUGGAAGAACAAGGGUCCCUUCCGACUGGUUCUCAACGGCAAGGGUGGAAAAGAGAUUGAGUGGCACUGCAAGCACUACAUGGGUCGUGGCUUGAUGAAGCACUUUAAGGGUGCAGACUCCCUCGCCAAGGAGAUGGGUAUCUCUGUGAAGACGUUGGAGGAAACCUUCACCAAGUACAAUGAAAUCGCGCGGACAAAGAAGGAUCCUUUUGGCAAAAAGUUCUUCCACAAUGUCCCGUUUGUGCCUGAUGACGAAUUCUGGGUGGCCAUUGUGACCCCCGUUCUCCACUUCACCAUGGGUGGUGUUCAGAUCGACGAAUAUUCCAAUGUGUUGACCGGAAACGGCCAAAAGCUUCCUGGUUUGUUUGCUUGUGGUGAGGUUGCCGGUGGUGUGCACGGUGCCAACCGUCUUGGUGGCAGUUCUCUUCUUGGUUGUGUUGUGUACGGGCGUGUAGCCGGUGCAACCGCUGCAUCUUACCUUCUGGAAGAGUUGUCUGGCAACUCUGCCGCCCGCCGUAUCGGUGGUAUUGCUGGUCACCUUGGUGGUGCCCCCAUUUCAAUCUCUGUCGGUGGCGUCAACAUUGCUCUCAGCUUUGACGGUGCCAGCGGUGCUUCAGCUGCAUCAGCAGGUCCACAAACAGAACCUUUGCCAACCGAAGCCAACACUGGCCCAGAGCCAAAGGGUGAGCCCAAGAAGCAGCAGAAAGAGUACACCUUGGCCGAUGUUGCAAAGCACAACACGGAUAAGGACUGUUGGGUCGUUGUAAAUGGUCAAGUGUUGGACGCUACCAACUUUUUGAAGGACCACCCUGGUGGCAAGAAGGCUAUCAUGUUGUAUGCCGGCCGAGAUGCAACAGAAGAGUUCAACAUGCUACACAAGCCAGAGGUCGUUGCAAAGUACGCCCCUGAAACCAUCAUUGGCACUCUGAAGAAAUAAGUAGAGAUAGUGUAGAUAGUGAGUUCAGCAGGCUGGAUUCUGACAGGAGUAGCGUUAGCCAGCAUGACUUUUAUAUUACAGCAUCCAGGGCGGGAGAGUCCUCUGAGAAAUUGAUUUAUUUCGUGUGC